Kalmanozyma brasiliensis GHG001 is the source of this 2217-nucleotide messenger RNA. Its product is annotated as Arsenite/antimonite efflux pump membrane protein, ArsB. The coding region runs from base 1 to 2217 and encodes 738 amino acids. The transcript has a single exon. Gene Ontology annotation, biological process: transmembrane transport. The record is from RefSeq and is a predicted model, not a curated record. Lineage: Eukaryota; Fungi; Basidiomycota; Ustilaginomycetes; Ustilaginales. Gene Ontology annotation, cellular component: membrane.
AUGGAAGAUCCCAUCCUCAUCAGCAAGCGUGCUGAAAGUGCGGGUCAAGUCACCGUCGACAGCACCCGUACCUCCCUCAACGGCUUUGGCGUCUUUGCCAUCAUCGUCUUCGCCGUCGUCUCUCUUAUUGUCAUUCACCCGAUACGCAUUCCGAUACCCGCUCCGAUUGCAAGCUUCCUUCGACAAAACGGUCGCAAGAUCUGGCUGGCAUUGGCAGGACCACCCGACGCUGACGAGCAAGAGAAGGAUGCAGUCGAACGCGAGCUCGGCCAGGACGAGCGUAACGAUCGACGACCGAUGCAUCUCACCAUCGACCACGUCUCCGCACCUGUGAUCGGCGUGAUCGUUCUGCUCGCAACGACGACUAUUGGUGGAGAACAGGUCAGGCAGGGCAUCGUGGGCGAAGACGGCAUCGAGCCAUACGAUGUCUUGGCGCUCUUCAUCUCCCUUGCCUACAUUGCCAUCAGCCUCGACGCUACAGGCCUACUUCGCUUCCUCGCCUUUCUCAUCUGUCUCAAGGCUGGUCGAAAGGGCAAAGAGGCAAAGGGGAAGACGCUCUAUCUGCUCCUCUACUUUUUCUUCUGGGGCGCCGGCGUGCUGGUCGGUAAUGAUCCCGUCAUUCUUUCAGGAACCGCCUUCUUGGUCUACUUCACCCGCGUAGCUGGUAUCAGCCCACCGGACGCCUGGAUCUGGGCCGAGUUCGUUGCCGCUAAUAUCUCCUCUGCUGUGCUGGUCAGUUCCAAUCCUACGAACCUGGUCAUCGCUACCGGAUUCGAUGUCAACUUCAUCACCUACACCGCCUACAUGGUGCUGCCUGCUUUCGGCUCUGCUGUAGGAGGACUUUGUGCGAUGAUGAUCUAUUUCAGGAAUCGAGAAGACGGGGGGAAGUCUAAGGACGAAGACGAAGCGGGAGGCGAAAAGUCCACGAUAAGAAAGAUCGCAGAGAGCGUCCCCGUCAUCGGGAGCCGUAUCCGCAAUCAAGCGGAGGGUGCUCAGAUCCGACAACGCUCCUCGGCGCCGCUCGAAACCAUCGGCAAUGGCGCUGCCGCUACUCCGGAUCGUCCAUACGCCAACAACACCGCCAAUGGCACGACACCAGCAUCUGAAACCAAUUCCAUCGCACCCAUUGCCCCGAAAAAGAAACGCAAGCAGCCGCUCAUCUACAUCCCCGAGACCAUCAUCCGACCGGACGUCGACCCCCGCGCUGCGCUCGUGGACAAGACGGGCGCCAUCUUUGGCAGCAUUGUCAUGGCGGCUACGCUAGCGACGCUGGUGGGCACCUCAGUCAUCGGCGGAGUCAAAGUGUUCGAAGUUGCGGUACCAGGAGCGGUGUUGUGCUUUGUCAGAGACGGCGUGGCGGACUGGCUGAGAUGGCGCAAGUCGCGGCUAGAGAAGAGCAAGCCGGAGGAGGCGGGCGAAGGGUCAGUGGACAGUGGAGUCGCGCCACAAGCUGGAAACGAGGACAACGCGAACGGCACAGUCGAUGUCAAAUCCAAGCAAGCUGCCAAGGAGGUAGAGGAGAUCGAACUCAAGACGCUGCCCGCUGCUGCGGACGGUAGCGCCUCUCGUGCUGAGCCCUCGUCUUCCUCCUCCACGGCCACUGCAACGGCUCCUGCCCCCGCACGCAGUCGCAACCUUCUCCGGCGACUCAUUCACUUCCACCACCGCCUCACAGUCAUCUUCCCCACCGUAACCAUCGUGCUGUCCCGCUUGCCCUUCCCGCUCCUCCCCUUUGCGUUCAGCAUGUUCAUCCUCGUCCAAGCCCUGGCGCACGUUGGGUUCAUCAACAUCCUCUCCUCGGGUCUCGGCCGCGUCUGCUCUUCCGGCUACGUCCCCACCGCCUUCUUCAUCUCGUUCCUCGGCAUUGUCCUCUGCAACAUCGGAGGCACCAACAUCGGCGCCACCAUCCUCCUCACCAAAUCGGUGCGGUCGCCCUACUUCGCAGCCAGGAUAGCACAUCUGUCGACCAACGAUCAGCAGUUGAUCGAGAAGGUCGCCCAGUACUCGAUUGCGUUCGGAAGCAAUGUCGGCGCGCUGGGCGGCACGUUUGCGGCCAGUCUUGCGGGAUUGCUGUGGUUGGGCGGGCUGAAACAGGGAGGAAUCAGGGUCAGGGCGGGACAGUUCUUGAGAUGGUGCGCUGUGGUUGUGGGGCCGAGUACCGUCAUCGGGAUCGCGAUCAUUGUUGCUGAAGUCAGAUACUUUCAUGUCAGCGCUUAG